AUGAGUGCGACAAGAAGCAGGACCCGGAACGCGCCGACCGAGAAGUCGACAGAUGCGGCAGUCGAGAAGCAAGAACCAAAAUACAACGAUGGCGAAUCCGACGAAUUCGAAUUUGGUGGCUCUCUCGGAGUCACAGCUCUCAUGAUCAGCUUCCCACUGGUAAUGUGGUACAUGUGGAUCGGAGCGACUUACUAUGAAGGUCGAUUGCCCUUGCCAGCUGCAGGUCAAACCUGGGGAGAGUUUGGCCAUCACCUGGCUCAACUCGUGUAUGAGGGGGCCUACCCGACAGCCAAGGCUUGGGCUAUCUUUUGGACUUUUUUUGUGGCCGAGGGUGUCAUGUACUGCUAUAUGCCGGGAGUCAUGACCCAGGGCCGACCAUUGCGACACGAGGGCGGAAGGAAGCUGCCGUACUACUGUUCCGCCUAUUCUAGCUGGUAUGCAACCAUCGCUAUUGCCGCUGCCCUGCACCUGACCGGUCUUUUCCCUUUGUACACACUCAUCGAUGAGUUCGGGUCGAUCAUGACUGUGGCUAUUAUCUCCGGCUACCUCAACAGCUUGGUCGUCUACGUCCAAGCCAUUCUGAGGGGCCGGACACACCGUCCUACGGGGUACCCUCUGUACGACUUCUUCAUGGGCAUCGAGCUGAAUCCUCGCAUUGGGAUCCUGGACUUCAAAAUGUUCUACGAAGUCAGGAUCCCUUGGUUCAUUCUAUUCCUGGUCACCGCCUCAGUCGCUACUCGCCAGUACGAGGACUACGGCUAUGUUUCGCCCGAAGUCCUAUUCCUACUCAUGGCACAUUUCCUCUACGCCAAUGCAUGUGCCAAAGGAGAGCAGCUGAUUAUCACAUCAUGGGACAUGUACUGGGAGAAACUUGGUUUCAUGCUCACCUUCUGGAACUUGGCCGGCGUCCCCUUUACCUACUGCCACUGUGCUCUCUACUUUGCAAAUACCAACCCAUCCGAAUAUCGCUGGAACCGCUAUGCACUCGCCGCGCUUGUCGUCGUGUACCUCUUUAUGUACUGGAUGUGGGACUCAUCGAAUGGCCAGAAGAACUCAUUCCGCCAACAGGAAAGGGGCCAACUUAUCAAGCGCCAAACAUUUCCCCAAGUCCCCUGGAUUGUCAUCGAGAACCCCAGGACCAUCGAGACAGAUGCUGGUGACCGCAUCCUGGUGGAUGGCUGGUUCGCUAUCGUGCGAAAGCCGAACUACGUUCCUGACAUGUUUUUCUCCAUGUCUUGGGGUUUGAUCACUGGGUUCAAGAGCCCAUUUCCAUGGUUCUACUUCGUCUUCUUCAUGAUCAUGAUCGUGCAUAGGGCUACUAGGGACAUCGAGAGGUGCCGCAGGAAGUAUGGCGCCGCUUGGACCCAGUACGAAAAGGAAGUCCCUUAUUUGUUCUUCCCGUACAUCUUCUGA
Messenger RNA from Diaporthe batatas, 1413 nucleotides. RefSeq lists its product as uncharacterized. Gene Ontology annotation, molecular function: Delta24(24-1) sterol reductase activity. The transcript is spliced from 5 exons. Gene Ontology annotation, biological process: ergosterol biosynthetic process. Gene Ontology annotation, cellular component: endoplasmic reticulum membrane. Lineage: Eukaryota; Fungi; Ascomycota; Sordariomycetes; Diaporthales; Diaporthaceae. The record is from RefSeq and is a predicted model, not a curated record. Bases 1 to 1413 code for a protein of 470 amino acids.